Messenger RNA from Penicillium atrosanguineum, 1170 nucleotides. Its product is annotated as Hsp20/alpha crystallin family protein. The transcript has a single exon. NCBI's taxonomy places the organism in Eukaryota, Fungi, Ascomycota, Eurotiomycetes, Eurotiales, Aspergillaceae. Bases 1 to 1170 code for a protein of 389 amino acids. The record is from RefSeq and is a predicted model, not a curated record. Gene Ontology annotation, biological process: response to heat; protein folding; response to salt stress.
AUGGCUUCCAUAUAUUAUCUCAACCAUCCACCAACUCCUUGGGAACAGUUCAUGACUGGUAUGACUGGCCUUGAGGAUCAUCCUUUCUUCGCUGGUCAUGGUCACCACCGUGGUCCUCCCCAUGCUCAUGCAUAUGGUGGCCAUGGCGGGCGUGGUGGUCGCGGACGCCACCACGGACCGCCUGGAUUUUGGGGAAUGGGUCACCAAGGCCGCCCUCACCACUGGGGACCGCAGAACGACGACAGUGCCGAUGGCCCUGAAGCAUCCCGCUCCGCAGAUCAAACCGUCGAGCCCACCCCAGGCCCUUCAACAGAGACCGAGAACCCCUCUGGCGAGAAGGUCGUUGCCUCAGCUUCUGAGUUGGAGUCCGAUAACGAGAACCGCUGCCACGGCCGCUGCGGCAAAGGCAAGGGAAAGCACGGCAUGCAUGGCAUGGGCCGCGGUGGACCUCAUGGAAUGGGCAGAGGGGGAUGCGGCGGCAAGGGUCGCCAUGGACCAGGUCAUCACGGUAAGGGCUUCCACGGUCCUCCCGGUGGUGGUCCGUUCGGCGCAUAUGGCCACGGACGAGGCCCUCAUGGUUGUGGACGUCCCGGUCGAGGCCGUCGCCAUGGCCCUCCUGGCGCCAACUUCGACUUCCUGCGCCAGCUGGCCGGUCAAUUCGGUUUCCCCUUCGAUGCCCCCGAGAAGGAUGUCGACUUUGUUCCAUCUGUCGAUGUCUUCGACACUCCUGCCAGUUACAUUAUGCACGUCUCCCUCCCCGGUGCCAAGAAGAACGAUCUCAGCAUCGACUAUGACGCUGAAGAGUCUGUCCUGAGACUUGCCGGGGUCGUGUACCGCCCGGGUAUGAAUGAAGAGCUGCACCAGGCUCUGGCUAUGGAAGAGCGAUCCCGCGAGGUCGGCGUCUUCCAGCGUGAGAUUCGCCUUGGAAACCGCGAGGCCCCGGCCUUUGUUUCUGUUGAUGAGAUCACCGCCAAGCUGGAAGAUGGCAUUCUGACUGUGAUUGUGCCGAAGAUUGAAUCAGAGGUCGAGUCCAAGAAGAAGGUCAUCGUUGAAGAUGGUGAUGUCGAGAAUGAGAAGGACGUUUUGCAUGUUGAUGAAGCGACUAUGACUCCUGAGGGAAGCGACGAGGAGGAAGAUACCAGGGAAUAUGUCAAGAUCCCCGUGCAGUAA